This is a messenger RNA of Telopea speciosissima, 2215 nucleotides long. RefSeq names its product nitrate regulatory gene2 protein-like. The record is from RefSeq and is a predicted model, not a curated record. The transcript has 4 exons. Lineage: Eukaryota; Viridiplantae; Streptophyta; Magnoliopsida; Proteales; Proteaceae. The coding region runs from base 53 to 2152 and encodes 699 amino acids.
AUCAUCAUCAAUAACAUUAGAAGAAGAAGAAGAAGAAGAAGAAGCUCUACCAAUGGGUUGCACGCAAUCAAAGAUUGAGAACGAAGAAGCCGUGGGCCGAUGCAAGGACCGAAAGAAAUACAUGCGAGAUGCCGUUUCCGCCCGCAACGCCUUCGCCGCUGCCCAUUCCGCCUACACCGUCACUCUCAAGAACACCGGUGCCGCCCUUAGCGAUUACGGUCAGGGAGAGGUCAAUGACCCUCGCCCCUCUCAACCUCCAGUCCAACCCCCAAUUGAAACCAUCCGUCCACCACCACCACCCAAUUAUACCCCUCCUCUGCAACGUGCUGCUAGUAUGCCCUCCAAAAUUUCCAUCCCCAAUUCAGAACCAAAAUCUUCCGAACCAAUCCAAGAAGAAGACGAAGAAGCCGAGAUUGACGACAACGCCGACCUGAUCCACCGCGGUUCUGCAAGGAUCCCGGAGACGCCACAACCACCGCCAUCCCCACCUCUCACACCCCCUACGACCAACCCCAACACACCUCUUCCACCGCAAUCCGGUGGAACUCCCUUCGAUUACUUCUUCUCGGUCGAAGUACCCGGAUCGUCAUUGGGUGACCCAGAUGACAUUAGGCCCGACACUUACGAUGAUCGCUAUCACAGGAAGGAGAAUGUUUUUGUAGAUGAUGAUCACGUUGGAAGUAAUGGUGGUGUAGUUGAACCUCAGACGCCGGAGGAAUUGGUUGAGCCGACUGCUGUGAAUUCACAGCCCUCGAAGAAGUUAAAGCAAGUGGUUAAUUCACAAGCGGCUCCGCCUGUUGAGGCUAAGAGAGUGGGUAAGGCUGCCCGGAAUGUUAAUUUAUUGGAGAUAUUAAAUCAGUUGGACGAUCACUUCCUUAAGGCGUUUGAGAGUGCCCAUGAUGUGUCUAAGAUGCUUGAGGCUAAUCGCUUGCAUUACCACUCUAAUUUUGCUGAUAAUCGAGGACAUAUUGACCAUUCUGCAAAGGUUAUGCGUGUUAUUACAUGGAACAGAUCCUUCAGGGGCAUGCUUAAUACUGAUGAUGGAAAGGAUGAUUUUGAUAGGGAAGAGCAUGACACUCAUGCCACUGUGUUGGAUAAGUUGCUAGCAUGGGAAAAAAAGCUUUAUGAUGAAGUGAAGGCUGGUGAGCUUAUGAAACUGGAGUAUCAGAGAAAGGUUGCUUUGCUGAAUAAGCGAAAGAAGCGGGGAACAAAUUCUGAAGCAUUGGAAAAAACAAAAGCAGCAGUUAGUCAUUUGCACACCCGAUACAUUGUUGACAUGCAAUCCCUGGAUUCUACGGUGGCAGAAAUAAACCGAUUGCGCGAUGAUCGGUUGUACCCAAAGCUUGUGGAGCUUGUUGAUGGGUUGGCUGAAAUGUGGGAAACGAUUUACAUACAUCAUGACAAGCAGGUGAAAAUUUCUCAAGACCUCAGAUCCCUUGACCUCUCUCUGGCUUCGAAGGAAACAAGUAAGCACCACUAUGAUCGUACCGUGCAGCUGUGCAGUGUGGUCCAGGAGUGGCACACACAGUUCCAGAAGCUUGUGACCCAUCAGAAAGAGUACAUAAGAGCUCUAAACAGCUGGUUAAAACUGAAUCUAAUCCCUAUUGAGAGCAGCUUAAAGGAGAAAGUGUCAUCCCCACCAAGGGUUCCUCAGCCCCCAAUCCAGGGCCUUCUGCUUGCUUGGAAUGACAAUCUUGAGAAGCUUCCUGAUGAGAUAGCCAGGACACCAAUAUCAAGCUUUGCAGCUAUGGUCAAGACUGUCAUUCUACAUCAAGAAGAAGAAUUUAAACUGAAGGAAAGAAUUGAGGAAACCAGGAAGGAGCUUGCACGCAAGGAGAGAGCAUUCACAGAAUGGCGCGAGAAGUAUAUGCAGCGGAAAACACCAACUGAUGAGAUGGAAACAGAGAGGACAGAAGAUGGAACCUAUAAUGAUCCUAUUGUGGAGAGGCAGUUUGCUGUGGAUGUCCUACAGAAGCGGUUGGAAGAGGAGGUGGAAGCCCACCAGAAACAUAGUAGACAUGUGAGGGAGAAGUCAUUGCAGAAUCUCAAGUUGCAUUUGCCUGAACUUUUCCAUGCCUUGUCAAACUUUGCACACGAUUGUUCUGGUAUGUACAAGAACUUGAGGGCCGUUGCAGAGGGAGAACUGGACUGAGAUCUUAUCUUAAGAAUGUAUUUUGUAUGUAUAGCUUGCAUAGAAAUCCAUUUGUUACCUCAA